Messenger RNA from Tilletiaria anomala UBC 951, 1693 nucleotides. RefSeq lists its product as uncharacterized. The record is from RefSeq and is a predicted model, not a curated record. Gene Ontology annotation, cellular component: endoplasmic reticulum; SNARE complex. Gene Ontology annotation, biological process: retrograde vesicle-mediated transport, Golgi to endoplasmic reticulum. Gene Ontology annotation, molecular function: SNAP receptor activity. Bases 465 to 1622 code for a protein of 385 amino acids. The transcript has 3 exons. Lineage: Eukaryota; Fungi; Basidiomycota; Exobasidiomycetes; Georgefischeriales; Tilletiariaceae.
UCUAGCCAUUAUCCCCGCUUCCGUGAGAGCUGACAGGUCCCAACACAUGCACUUUCUCUCGCUCACAUGGCAGCCGCCGAAAGGAGCCUGCUUUUGGGAGGUUAGGGGGAAGGAGCUACGCCCGAGUGGCACUAGAGCACUCAAACCACGAGUUCAGAAAGGCGUCACUUUUGCGAGUGCUCCUGCCCCUGCUGCAAACCAGGCACGAGCACAUAUGGGGCCACUCAAAAUGGCCACCACUUCGUGUUGGCGUCUAUUCUCCUGGUGAAUAACCCUAACUUCUUACACCAUCGGCCACGUCUCCGCAUCAUCGCCCUUGUUCGUCGUCCAGACGAGACUGGAGGCGUCGACGUGGCGCACGUCCUACGCACAUGAUGAAACGCACGAGGACUGGCAUUAGUAGGUCAGAAGACCUCAAGGAAAGCUAGCGUCCUCAGCUCCUUACGAAACCGAGGCAUUUUAAAAUGACAAGCACGCAAACGUUCGCCAAGACUCGGCGUCUCGUCGGCCGUGCAGAAUGGCACCUCGCGAACACGUCGCCGUUGGUCUCUUCCUCUACAACUGCCUCAGAGCGAGGCGACGACAGGAUGGACCGCUGGAGGCUGAUUGCGUUACAAGGCCAGUUAGAAAAAGCACAGAAGACGCUGCAGGGUAUCGAUCACCGCACCACCCGGGAGGAUGCUGAUGAAGCUGCUCGCCUUCGAGCUCGGCUGGGAGAACUGUACCAUCAGGUGCAAACUCUGUCAAGGGCCCUGCGAGCAGGCUUUCCCGCCACAACAGGUAGUGGCUCCAAUGGCCAUAGGUCUUAUUCAUCCUUGGCGGCGGUAGACACACUUGCACGAUCAUCCACAGCUCCCCCAACAAGCACAUCCAUUUACGCAUCCUUGGCGGCCGGGCUUGGAGGCCUGUCCGACGAUUCGUCCGAGGGGGAAGAGUCGUGCCGCAGCACCUCCCGUAUUUCCUUGUUCGCAGGGAGCAGCGGCGUGCAAUUUCUUCCUCGUCCACGUCGACGUACGCGUGUGCUAGCAGGGCCUGAUGCUUCAGCCAUCGACACCGCCGUAUCCCUAGCGCCGACGGCGACCGCUGAUGGAAGCUCGACAUCGGCUGGCGCCAGCUCGAGCGCGACGGCCGCCACCACCGCUACGCAUGACUCACUGCGCCAGCGAAGAGGCGCAACACGAGAGGCCGAUGCGGCCGAGAAGCUUAGCGAAGACGCAGUCGCUGCCGAGUACGGCGCGGUGCCGGUGGCCCCCGCCGGAGCCGAGAAGGACAUAUAUCCGCCGCCGCGCACCGAGCGAGGCGACUCUUCAGAUCCGGCGACGUCGACGCUGCUGCAGUCUAGCCGGGCCGUGCAAGAGUCGCUAUCGGGCGAGCUGCUGCGCAUGGCCUCUAUCCUCAAGAAGAACAGUUUCGCGUUCGCCGAUGCGCUCGAGCGCGACCGCAAGCUCGUAGAGACCGCCGGCGAGCAGCUAGCACAGAACCUGGGCCUGAUGACGCGCGCGCGCGGCAGAUUGGGCGAGUACAGCAAGACGGCGCGAGGCAUGGGAUGGAUGACGCUCGGAUGCCUGCUCACCGUGCUUGUCAGCUGGAUCUGGGUGUUUGUGCUUAUAAAGCUGACAUAGCAUAGUAUGAUUUUUUGUCCCUCAGAACGAUGUUAAUGAUGAUGAUGGUGGUAGUGACUUUGUACAAAUAC